CCGCGGGCGGCGGAACUACAGGUCCCAGGAUCCUCGGGGAGCGGGUUGUGGCGCCUGCGCCUCGCUCAGUACCCGCGGGCGGGGCGGCCAUGGCGUCGGGUUGCCGGAUCGGCCCGUCCAUCCUCAACAGCGACCUGGCGGCGCUGGGCGCCGAGUGCGGCCGCAUGCUGGACUCCGGGGCGGACUAUCUGCACCUGGACGUGAUGGACGGGCACUUUGUUCCGAACAUCACAUUUGGACACCCUGUAGUAGAGAGCCUUCGAAAGCAGCUGGGUCAGGAUCCUUUCUUCGAUAUGCACAUGAUGGUUGCCAAGCCAGAGCAGUGGGUGAAACCAAUGGCUGUAGCAGGUGCAAACCAGUACACUUUUCACCUAGAGGCUACAGACAAUCCAGGGGCACUGAUUAAAGACAUUCGGGAAAAUGGGAUGAAGGUAGGCUUGGCCAUCAAACCUGGAACUGUAGUUGAAUAUUUAGCACCAUGGGCCAAUCAGAUAGACAUGGCUUUGGUGAUGACAGUGGAACCUGGAUUUGGAGGGCAGAAGUUCAUGGAAGACAUGAUGCCAAAGAUUCAGUGGCUGAGGACACAAUUUCCUUCCUUGGAUAUUGAAGUAGAUGGUGGUGUAGGGCCAGACACCAUCCAUAAAUGUGCAGAGGCAGGAGCAAACAUGAUUGUGUCUGGCAGUGCUAUUAUGAAAAGUGAAGAUCCUAGAUCUGUCAUCAACCUCCUGAGGAAUGUGUGUUCAGAAGCUGCUCAGAAACGCUCCCUGGACCGAUGAGACCGCCAACUCAUGCCAAGGCAGCUGGGGUGUGAACGGGUUCUAGUCCAAUAUGGAGACAUUGCUCCUGAACCAGGACUGCAGCACUGAAGAAUUGUUCCUUCACUGCAAGAAGCUGUUUUGCCAGGGCUGGAAACACAAUCGGCCAGUGCUAUCCCUUAAAUUGCCUGGAGACUUAUUUUAUAGCAGAUAACAGGGAUUGGAUUGAAACAAAAUUCAGUCAGUUUUUGCUUGAAAGGUAUGGAAGACUUAAGAGUCUGCUCUGUGCAUUCCUACAAAACUGUUUCAA
Messenger RNA from Dermochelys coriacea (leatherback sea turtle), 1065 nucleotides. RefSeq names its product ribulose-5-phosphate-3-epimerase (gene RPE). Gene Ontology annotation, molecular function: metal ion binding; D-ribulose-phosphate 3-epimerase activity. The transcript has 6 exons. Gene Ontology annotation, biological process: pentose-phosphate shunt, non-oxidative branch; carbohydrate metabolic process; pentose-phosphate shunt. Gene Ontology annotation, cellular component: cytosol. Bases 90 to 776 code for a protein of 228 amino acids. NCBI's taxonomy places the organism in Eukaryota, Metazoa, Chordata, Testudines, Dermochelyidae. The record is from RefSeq and is a predicted model, not a curated record.